CCGGCGGGCGGCAAAACCCUACGACUGCAGGUCUACGACCACUGACUUCCCGCGCGCGCCCUCCCGCUCCCGGCUCCCGGCUCCAGCCCCAUCCCCAGGACCCCAUUCCCAUCCCCUCCCGCCCCCAGCCGAAGCAGACCCAAUGUCCUGCGGCAGCGGCAGCACCGGCGAAGUCGAAGGGGGCAAAUCGGCCGCCGCGAUGGCGUCGUGGCACGAAAGCUUGGCGGCGCCGCCUCGCGUCCUCAUUUCCCACCGCCCUUCUGAUGCCAGCAGUCAAGGGACUGUUCUGUCACUUCAACAUCCAAGAUCAGGAGAUGAAACAGGGUAUCUAUUUAUUGAUGGUCAACUUCAAGAGAUCAACUGGUUCAAAGAGCGUUAUGGUGCUUGGUUCUUGGGGGAUUAUGUUUGUGAAGAUGGCGGCCUCUAUUAUUGCACCCCUGUUGAUCCUAUCUUCAUUUUCCUACCAACUUUCGAAGCUGCACGUAUGUCGAACGGGAAGGAUCCAGGAAAAUUCAGACAACUGGAUGAAAUAUUGUAUGUUGAGGGAUAUCCUGGAUAUCAGCAGCUAAUGAAUGUAGCUAGCCACCAUAUGGAAUUGGUUUGUGAAGUAAAAGAAGUAUCUAACAUGAAGUUCUUUAGGCUGGACAACUCCAAGGUAUUAUCUUGGUUGUGCUGCAAGGUAUACAACCUAAAGGAGAUCUUCCCCAAGUUGGGUAAAAAUUAUGGUGCCCAAACAGAAAAAGAACAAUUGAAGGAGGCUGUCCAAAUGAUCCGUGAAUAUCUGAAGGACGAUCCAUGGUUAACAUUACUAUGCAAGAAGCUGCAACUGGAUAUCAAUGAGAUCACUGUCGAUGCGACGACCACAACUGGUGAAGCUUCGUUUUAUGCUGACAGUUGUCCGGCACCUGCCCUACCCUCUGAGAGUAAGACUGCGACUGGUGGUGCCAAGUCAAGCAAAGGGAGGCCAGCGAAGAAACCAAAGACAGAAGUAGGAUCCAAGAACAUCAAAGAUAUGUUCCGAAGGGUCACAAGGAAUGGAUCAGGAUCAUGAUGCCUCCCUUAUAACCUUCGUGUGACUGAAGCCUCACGUGGCAUUUUGAUGCAUUUGGAGCUGCAAGAUUAAUUUCAAAAUUGGAUUAGAUGACAUGCCAUUUUUUUUUGGCUCAGUCCAGCACCCCCUUUGUGAAAUCUAUGUAUGUGAGUUGCAGAGGCUAACAAUAGAUUGGAAUUAUAUUGUAGCGUUAAUUGGUGAUUCAGGUAGUGAACUCCGCUAGUCUACAACCCUCGGUAUGUAUGGGAUGUAUUUGUAUCUGCCGCCAGACGCGAGAGCCCAAACGGCUGGUAUUGUUUGAGCCCAAACGCGAGGGCCCAAAAUCUUAGAGCAUCUCCAUUAGAUUGA
Sorghum bicolor (sorghum) is the source of this 1399-nucleotide messenger RNA. RefSeq names its product ribonuclease H2 subunit B. Gene Ontology annotation, cellular component: nucleoplasm; ribonuclease H2 complex. NCBI's taxonomy places the organism in Eukaryota, Viridiplantae, Streptophyta, Magnoliopsida, Poales, Poaceae. Gene Ontology annotation, biological process: ribonucleotide metabolic process; RNA catabolic process. The record is from RefSeq and is a predicted model, not a curated record. The transcript has 10 exons. Bases 143 to 1051 code for a protein of 302 amino acids.